AUGCCUGAAAAUGACAUAUUACCUCCUCCUGCACGACAACCUGAUUAUGCUAGCUGCUGCUCACAGUGUCAAGCAACUCUUGAAUGUAUUGCUUUUACUUAUUCGCCAUCAAAUCAACAAUGUUCGCUGAAAAAAAGUAUUGGUGGUGGUGGAAACCCAACUGGCGAUAAAAUUUCUGGAUAUAAUCCGGAUAAGUGUGGUGGUUUCGUACGUAAAGACAAGUGGGACAUACCUGGAAAUGACAUAUUAUCUUCUCCUGUAGAACAGCCCGAUUAUGCAAGCUGUUGUUCACAAUGUCAAGCAAUUUUUGGAUGCAUUGCUUUUACGUAUUCUUCAUCAAGUUAUGGAUGUUCGCUGAAAACAAGUAUAGGUAGUGGUGGAAAUUCAAGUGAUGAUAGAAUUUCUGGAUAUAAUCCGGAUAAGUGUGGUGGCUUCGUACGCAAAGACAAGUGGGACAUACCUGGAAACGACAUAUUGUCUUCUCCUGUAAAACGACCUGAUUAUGCUAGCUGUUGCUCAAAAUGUCAAGCAACUUCUGGAUGUAUGGCUUUUACGUAUUCUCCAUCAAGUCAACAAUGUUCGCUGAAAACAAGUAUCGAUAGUGGUAUCAACACAGCUGACGAUACCAUUACUGGUUACUUACUAAUUUCCAAUAUUCCAGUCGAUGCUCAAUGGGUACAGAAUGGAGUGACUGUUGCUGGAGGAAAUGAACCUGGCAAUGCCACUAAUCAACUCGGCCUGCCUAAGGGUCUCUUCAUUGAUGAUGAUCAAAUGAUGGUCAUCGCUGACUACUACAAUGAUCGUAUCAUCCAGUGGAAGAUGGGUGAUACGAAUGGACAAAUAGUAGCUGGUAAAAAUGGCUCAGGAAAUCAAUUGAAUCAACUGAGUGGUCCAACUGAUGUAUUGAUCGAAAAAGAGACAGAUAGUCUCAUUAUUUGUGAUUGGGGGAACGGACGAGUCGUACAAUGGUCUCGUCGUAGUGGCACAACUCAAGGAGAAAUUCUCAUCGAUAGUAUUAGUUGUCAUGGGUUGGCCAUGGAUGAUCAGAAAUAUCUCUACAUCUCUGACGUCGGAAAAAAUGAAGUAAAACGAUAUCGAAUAGGAGACAAGAAUAUAACUAUCGUGGCUGGUGGCAAUGGACAAGGUGAUGGUCUCAAUCAACUCCACUAUCCGGUCCACAUCUUUGUCGAUCGACAACAGACUGUCUACAUGUCAGACAACUGGAAUUUUCGUGUAAUGAAAUGGAAUAAAGGUGCAAAAGAAGGAAUUGUCGUCGCUGGAGGCCAAGGCGAAGGGAAUGCUCCAACACAAUUAUCAAGUCCUACAGGACUAUUUGUCGAUACAUUGGGUACUGUUUAUGUGGCAGAUCUCGUGAAUUAUCGAGUGAUGCGUUGGUCUGAAGGAGCAAAACAAGGCACUAUCAUUGUGGGUGGAAAUGGUCAAGGAGCAAGAGAAAAUCAGUUGAACUAUCCCGAGAGUUUGUCCUUCGAUCGACAUGGCAAUCUCUAUGUCGUCGAUUCGGUGAAUGCUCGUGUUCAACGUUUUUCUAUUCAAUAG
Rotaria sp. Silwood2 is the source of this 1557-nucleotide messenger RNA. NCBI's taxonomy places the organism in Eukaryota, Metazoa, Rotifera, Eurotatoria, Philodinida, Philodinidae. The record is from the annotation of a GenBank genome assembly.